Messenger RNA from Puntigrus tetrazona (Sumatra barb), 1736 nucleotides. RefSeq names its product microtubule-associated serine/threonine-protein kinase 1-like. Gene Ontology annotation, biological process: intracellular signal transduction; peptidyl-serine phosphorylation. The transcript is spliced from 9 exons. NCBI's taxonomy places the organism in Eukaryota, Metazoa, Chordata, Actinopteri, Cypriniformes, Cyprinidae. Gene Ontology annotation, molecular function: protein serine/threonine kinase activity; ATP binding. The record is from RefSeq and is a predicted model, not a curated record. Bases 1 to 1206 code for a protein of 401 amino acids.
AUGGUGAAUCUGGAGAGUUACGACAGCGAGGGACCCCACACGCCAGAGACGGACGACUCUGCUGAAGGGAAGCUCAAAGCCAUCAAACCGCCCUGUGAAUCAGACUUCCAGACUAUCAAACUCAUCAGCAACGGAGCGUAUGGGGCUGUGUAUUUAGUCAGACACAGAGAAACCCGGCAGCGCUUCGCCAUGAAGAAGAUCAACAAACAAAACCUGAUCCUCAGGAACCAGAUCCAGCAGGCGUUCGUGGAGCGGGACAUUCUGACCUUCGCCGAGAACCCCUUCGUGGUCAGCAUGUUCUGCUCUUUCGAGACUCGCCGUCACCUGUGUAUGGUCAUGGAGUACGUGGAGGGUGGCGACUGUGCAACCCUGCUGAAAAAUAUCGGAGCCCUUCCUGUGGAAAUGGCCCGGAUGUACUUUGCCGAAACGGUUUUAGCGCUGGAGUACAUUCAUAAUUACGGCAUCGUACACCGAGACCUGAAGCCAGACAAUCUGUUGAUCACGUCGAUGGGCCACAUUAAGCUGACGGAUUUUGGCCUGUCAAAGAUGGGUCUCAUGAGUCUGACCACUAACCUGUACGAGGGACACAUUGAGAAGGACGCCAGGGAGUUCCUGGACAAACAGGUGUGUGGCACACCGGAGUACAUCGCCCCGGAGGUCAUACUCAGGCAGGGCUAUGGGAAACCAGUGGAUUGGUGGGCCAUGGGCAUCAUCCUCUACGAAUUCCUAGUGGGCUGUGUGCCGUUCUUCGGAGACACGCCAGAAGAGCUGUUUGGUCAGGUGAUCACAGAUGAUAUUGAGUGGCCCGUGGGAGACGAGGCGCUGCCUGGUGAAGCUCAAAGCCUGAUUUCUGACCUGCUGCAAACCAACCCUCUAGUGCGACUGGGCACAGGUGGAGCGUUUGAAGUGAAGCAGCACUCGUUUUUCUCGGGAUUGGACUGGAAUGGUUUACUUCGACAGAAGGCCGAGUUCAUCCCUCAUCUAGAGUCUGAGGAGGACACCAGCUAUUUCGACACGCGGUCCGAGCGUUAUCGACACAUCAACUCCUAUGAUGAGGACGACACCAAUGACGAUGAGCCAGUAGAGAUAAGACAGUUCUCCUCCUGCUCGCCGCGCUUCAGCAAGGUCAGUCUGACACAUGGCUGCAUCCAUAUUUCAUGCUUUCUCUCUCAGAAACACUCUCGAGUGUGUAAACAGACACAUUAACACUUAUCCUUUUAUAUCCGUCUUUCUUUUGUUUAAUUUUUCACGAUCCAUCAAGGUUACCAUUUCAUUCCUUUUAGAGAAGACAAGGCCUAGUUUUUAUUCCAAUGAUUGUGUUUAUUUUUGCAUUGACACAAACAUUAAUGCAUUUUUAAAAGCGUAUAGUUUCUGACAGUUUUGUUUCUGUCUUAUCUCUUCUUCCAUGUUAUACUCCAUAUAAACAUUUUUUCCCUGGAAGGAAUCUUAAUGUGUUUUUUUAAAUGUAGGCGUUUCAUUAAAAAAACACUUGUGUGCAGCAGCGGCCUUCAGAUAAGCACACGCAAUUGCACGCUUACAUAAUAAACAUUCUCUGAUCUUCGGUGUAAAUGUGUUAAGGGUUCUUCACAAGACAUGCGACCCUCUUCAGGACCACUUGCUGAACAAAGACUUUGGAUUUUUUAAACAAGAAGACAAAAACGCAAUUAUGCAAAUGGCAAAAUGACUGGUUGAAAAAAAAAAUUCAACUGAUUUCAAGCACUAAAAUAUCAAAAGAA